AGAUAUAGUCAUCUACUCUGCCAGACGUGUGAAUCUCCAAAGCUAUCACACAACACUUUUGUUCUCUGGUUGAGUAUGAGCAGUUUAUAUAUGCACACUGACAUGAAGAAAAUGCAACUUAUCUUAAGUUAGUGAGUAUCCUUUUCUUCUCUUCCUAGAUCUUCUUUAUGAAACAUGAGCGCCGAUCACUUUGACUGCCAUUACUGCAAGGCUUCACUUUUGGGCAAGAAAUAUAUUUUGAGAGAAGAAAGUCCAUAUUGUGUUAAAUGUUACGAAAAUCUUUUUGCUAACUGCUGUGAAUUGUGCAGGAACCCAAUUGGUUGCAACUGCAAGGAUCUCUCAUAUAAAGAUCGUCACUGGCAUGAAGAGUGUUUCAAAUGUGCUAUGUGCAAAUGCUCAUUAGUUGAGAAACCUUUUGCUGUUAAGGAUGACCUCCUUCUCUGCACAGACUGUUAUUCUAAUGAAUAUUCCUCCAGAUGUUUCACAUGCAAGAAAUCCAUUAUGCCUGGUGCUCGCAAAAUGGAAUAUAAAGGUAAUAGCUGGCAUGAAACCUGCUUCCUGUGCCACCGCUGUCGCCAGCCAAUAGGAACCAAGUCUUUUAUUCCCAAAGAUAAUGGUUACUUUUGUGUGCCAUGUUUUGAGAAGCAAUUUGCUCAUCAUUGUGAUUGCUGCAAAAAAGUUAUAACUACUGGAGGAAUUACUUAUCAUGAUAAGCCCUGGCACAGAGAAUGUUUUCUUUGUACUGGAUGUAAAAAACAGUUAGCAGGGCAACGCUUUACUUCCAGAGAUGACUUCCCAUACUGCCUUGAUUGUUUCAGUAAUCUUUAUGCAAAAAAAUGUGCCGGUUGUGCCAAAGCCAUUACAAGCCUUGCAGGAGCAAAAUAUAUCUCAUUUGAAGAACGCCAGUGGCAUAGCGAGUGCUUCAACUGUAUGAAAUGCGCCGUCUCACUUGUAGGACGUGGAUUCCUCACUCUUCGUGAUGAUGUCGUAUGCACUGACUGCGGUCGUGAAAAGUAACUUCUGGUGAAAGGAAAUAGGCGGUCAUUUUCUAUCGGAAAUAAAGCAUGUUGUGUUCUUUGACACAGUGGUAUGCAGUAUAUAAAAUAGGUGAAUGUUAAUCCUAGGUUGAAAAAUUUAAAGACACUUAGAAUUAAAAAAAAAAAGGAUAAUAAGCCUCCAAAGUCAAAAUGUCACAUUUCUCAUUUUUUUAGUGCAUAUUAAAAUGUUUUCAGAUUUAUUCUCUACUGCUUGUUAGCCUUAUACUUUUAAAUCAUAUGCUUAUUUUGCAAGUUUGCCUGAUAAUAAUAAUAAUCCUUCACAUUUUAUUUUGCAUUUCUCACUAUUCAAAGCGCUCUCCAUGCAGGGAGGAUUUGGGACACAAACCCAUGUUCUCCUUACUGCAAGGCAGCACCAAUACCACUGUACCACUUGACUGGUACUGUGAUUGAACUGAUACUUUAUUUUACAUAGUUACUAAAAAAAUAGUUCCUGUUUAAUGAUUCUUAGAAUCAGACAAGUUAUGAAAUUUUUAUCAUAAGACAAUUAAAAAAAUGUUAUGACCCCGGAGAGUCGUAAUGUGUAUGUUGGUUGGACAUGGAAGUUGGAAUUUCACUGUACUCUGUGCAAGUGACAGUUCUACUAUUACUACAUUCAUAAUUUUGUAAAAAGCUGGCCAACCAUACUGGCCUACUCCAUAUUAUCCAGCUUGUGGUGCAAAAUCUGCCAUUUAACUGGAGUCUAUCCUGGGAUGGUUAGGUAAAAGGAGGGAAGCAUGUUUGUAGGGGUGCUGGACCCAGUAGCAUAAGCAUCCAUGCUCACUCACACCCCAGGUAAGCUGAUUUGUGAUAUUUCUUAAAUAAAAUGAUAUUUUGCAUUUUA
Messenger RNA from Polypterus senegalus (gray bichir), 1878 nucleotides. It is a transcript of the gene fhl5, whose product is annotated as four and a half LIM domains 5. Gene Ontology annotation, molecular function: transcription coregulator activity. The record is from RefSeq and is a predicted model, not a curated record. NCBI's taxonomy places the organism in Eukaryota, Metazoa, Chordata, Cladistia, Polypteriformes, Polypteridae. Bases 175 to 1017 code for a protein of 280 amino acids. Gene Ontology annotation, cellular component: nucleus; Z disc. The transcript has 5 exons.